AUGAGUGCACCAGCCUAUUAUGAACUCUAUAGAAGAUCAACUGUCGGAGUCACAUUAACCGACGCAUUAGAUACCCUAAUCUCUGACGAAAAAAUCCAACCACAAUUAGCCAAUAGAAUCCUUAACAAUUUCGACCGAAUAAUUUCCGACAAUUUAAAGGGGGAUACGAAUAUUGCAAGAUCGAAAUUGACAUUCAAAGGUGAUUUGGAUACUUAUAGGUUUUGUGAUGAUGUUUGGACGUUUAUUAUUAAGAAUGUUUUGAUUAAGUUGAGUGAUUUAAGUAGUGGUGGUGUUGAUAGUGGAAGUAAUGCUACGGUGGAUACUGAGAUUAAUGUGGAUAAGUUUAAGAUUGUGGCUUGUAAUUCAAGAAAAGCAGGUGAUAUAUAA
Molecule: messenger RNA, 387 nt
Organism: Hemisphaericaspora subhashii
Lineage: Eukaryota; Fungi; Ascomycota; Pichiomycetes; Serinales; Debaryomycetaceae
Gene: TOA2
Product: transcription initiation factor IIA subunit gamma
Exons: 1
Coding region: 1-387 (128 amino acids)
Biological process (GO): RNA polymerase II preinitiation complex assembly; transcription initiation at RNA polymerase II promoter
Cellular component (GO): transcription factor TFIIA complex
Molecular function (GO): RNA polymerase II general transcription initiation factor activity; TBP-class protein binding
Source: RefSeq, a predicted model, not a curated record